Lodderomyces orthopsilosis Co 90-125 is the source of this 717-nucleotide messenger RNA. RefSeq lists its product as uncharacterized. The transcript has 2 exons. Gene Ontology annotation, molecular function: inositol phosphoceramide synthase regulator activity. NCBI's taxonomy places the organism in Eukaryota, Fungi, Ascomycota, Pichiomycetes, Serinales, Debaryomycetaceae. Gene Ontology annotation, cellular component: inositol phosphoceramide synthase complex; Golgi membrane. The record is from RefSeq and is a predicted model, not a curated record. Gene Ontology annotation, biological process: inositol phosphoceramide metabolic process. Bases 1 to 717 code for a protein of 238 amino acids.
AUGGCAAUUUCAUCGACUUUACAGCGAUUGUUACCGCAAAAAUUUUUGGGAUUUAUCCCAUUGUUUAUUGGUGUUGAGGUUAUUCUUGGAAUCACCAUUCUCAACAAAGCAGGUGGGUUGUAUGGCAUUUUGUCAUUAUUUACCGGUCACCCCAUAGACUUUUGGCAGUGGCUUUACAACUCCUUGGCCCUUAUCAUGCUACCAAUAUACGCCACUGCAUUGAUAAACUUGCGAAACAAGUCACGAAAUUUACGAAAAAUGUCCUUGGCCACGGUGGUAUACCUUAUUGAUACCGUUAUAGGAUCACUUUACACCAUCUACUUUGUCUUUUUUUGGUUCAGUUCAGAGGAUGGAAGCGGCGAAGAUGUGGGUGGUGAUGCAUUAUUGAAAAGAAAAGUGGAUUCAAGUGAUGAAGGAAUCGACUUGUCUUCCCAGUCUGCAUCAGCUGGAAGAGAGUUGUUUUUCAUAUUUGCAACGACAAUCGUCAUGAGUGUAAUAAGAAUAUACUUUGCUUUGGUCAUUUUAAGCUUUACAAAAGCGUUGUUGAAAAAGAACUCGAUGGAGCAACGCUAUAGGGAUGGGCCGAAUGACAUUUCAGACGCUAACACCGAAGAGAAUGAGAUUUUGAACUCAACUGGGCUAUACGGUGAAUUCAGAAAAGCUAUUUUUGAUUUGGAAAUUCGUUCGAAAGAGUUUCUUGAGGAUUUGUUGAAUUGA